Opisthorchis viverrini is the source of this 483-nucleotide messenger RNA. RefSeq lists its product as hypothetical. The transcript has 4 exons. Lineage: Eukaryota; Metazoa; Platyhelminthes; Trematoda; Opisthorchiida; Opisthorchiidae. The record is from RefSeq and is a predicted model, not a curated record. The annotation marks the transcript as partial.
ACAAAACCCUUCGGUGAAUGGAAGAGGCUCUAUCAGCAUCUAUGUGAUGUGAGUGUGAACAACAGCCAUGGAUUCGAGAAAUACACUCAUUUACAAAUCAAUUUGGUUUUCAAGAAAGACUCAACGGAAUCUCUCGUUUACGAUAUUCUACAACUGAAUGUGCUGCACACAGGCUGUCGAAGAGUUUUUAGCAACCUUCUGUCGCACCCUUUCGGUACCAAACUGCCAUGUUACCAGAAGAAAGCACAAGAGUUGGGAUACUCUCGGCCAACCGCAGUGACGUCGACUCAGAAAGAGGCUUGGCCAAAUCAUCAGUCCCCACGAUUGCUGAGAAAAACAUCUGUUGGCAAAUGGCCACGCUCAACAAACAGGUUGCUGAAAAUCCAUCGACAACCCACGACCGGUUUCGCCCUUCUUGGGGCUCACCAGGUAUGCGCAGUCCCCGGGUUUCCGUCAGCCUUAUGUGCUGCAAUAGGUCAAUAA